This is a messenger RNA of Synchiropus splendidus (mandarinfish), 4061 nucleotides long. It is a transcript of the gene slc4a10b, whose product is annotated as solute carrier family 4 member 10b. Gene Ontology annotation, cellular component: plasma membrane; basolateral plasma membrane. Gene Ontology annotation, molecular function: monoatomic anion transmembrane transporter activity; solute:inorganic anion antiporter activity; sodium:bicarbonate symporter activity. Lineage: Eukaryota; Metazoa; Chordata; Actinopteri; Syngnathiformes; Callionymidae. The transcript has 25 exons. Bases 163 to 3357 code for a protein of 1064 amino acids. Gene Ontology annotation, biological process: regulation of intracellular pH; monoatomic anion transport; bicarbonate transport. The record is from RefSeq and is a predicted model, not a curated record.
UGCAGACGUUUGAUGGACGCUCAAUAAUAAAUUACAGUUGUUCAACUCAACAGAAGGGCUUGGGCUUCCACCCGGCGUGGUGUGAAGCAGAGCAGCUAGCGCUCAGAUCAGCAUCCAUUCUGACUAAACUGACUACUGAGCUCACACUUCUGAGGAGGAGGAAUGAUUUCGGACAAUUUGGAGGAGCCGUGGCUGUUCAACUGCCAGAGAAACGAUGACGAGGCAGUGGUGGACAGAGGAGGAACACGCUCCCUGCAGAGGUCCAACUUCGAACAGGAGGAUCUUGAAGCAGGACACAGGACUCUAUACAUUGGGGUCCAUGUUCCUUUGGGCAGCACCAGGCAUCGUAGUCACCGCAGACACCGCCACCACGGACACAAACACAGACGGAGCAGGGAGCGGACCCCCAUCUUGGUGGAGGGACGAGAGUCCCCAAUUUACGACACCCCAUCCCAGAGAGUCCAGUUCCUGCUGGGGGCGGAGGACGAUGACGAGGACCACCUGCCUCAUGACCUUUUCACUCAGAUGGACGAGAUCUCAGUGAGGGAGGGGGAGGACUCGGACUGGAGAGAAAGUGCCAGGUGGUUGAAGUUCGAGGAGGAUGUUGAAGACGGAGGAGAGAGAUGGAGUAAACCUUACGUUGCAACGCUGUCGCUGCAUAGUUUGUUCGAGCUGCGCAGCUGUAUCAUCAACAGCACGGUGCUGCUCGACAUGAGGGCCAGCACCAUCGAGGAGAUCGCAGAUAUGGUGUUGGACCACCAGGAGUUGUACGCUCCUCUGGGGGAUGAACUUCGACUGAGGGUUCGUGAAACUCUACUGAAGCAGCACCAUCACCAGAAUCAGAAGAAGCUCUCCAACCGCCUCCCGAUUGUCAGAUCCUGGGCCGAUAUGGGACGGCGCUCCUCAGACCACCAUAUAGACAAAAAUGGUCAGAUGACAUCAUCCCAGACUCAUUUAGCUGCUCCUGAUGGCAAAGGCGACAUCACCAGGGAGAACAGCUCCGUGGACUUCAGUAAAAUGGACCUUCAUUUUAUGAAGAAAAUCCCACCGGGUGCAGAAGCGUGUAACGUUUUGGUGGGAGAGCUGGAGUUCCUGAACAAGCCUGUGGUGGCGUUUGUGCGUCUGUCGCCUGCGGUGCUGCUGAGCGGGCUUGCGGAGGUCCCCAUCGCCACCAGGUUUUUGUUCAUUCUUCUGGGACCCUUUGGAAGGGGGGCUCAGUACCGUGAGAUUGGAAGGUCCAUCGCGACUCUCAUGACCGAUGAGGUUUUCCACGAUGUUGCCUAUAAAGCUAAAGACCGAAAUGAUCUGAUCGCUGGUGUUGACGAAUUCCUGGAUCAAGUGACGGUCCUGCCACCAGGAGAGUGGGACCCAUCCAUCAGAAUAGAGCCGCCAAAAAACGUACCUUCUCAGGAGAAAAGAAAGAAAAGCAACCUUUUACAUUCGGAUGCAGAAGGCAAUGGCGAGGAGCACGGAGGCCAUGGAGGUCCAGAACUGGAGCGCACAGGACGGUGGUUUGGUGGUCUGAUUCUCGACAUCAAACGCAAACUACCUCACUAUGUCUCCGACUACAAAGACGCGUUCAGUCUGCAGUGCGUGGCUUCCUUCCUGUUCCUCUACUGUGCCUGCAUGUCACCGGUCAUCACGUUCGGAGGACUCCUGGGCGAGGCAACUGAAGGACGAAUAAGUGCAAUUGAGUCACUCUUCGGAGCUUCGCUAACAGGAAUAGCCUACUCGCUCUUCGCUGGACAGCCUCUCACCAUUCUGGGCAGCACCGGGCCGGUGCUGGUGUUUGAGAAGAUAUUGUUCAAAUUCUGCAAAGAAUACGGAUUGUCCUAUCUGUCGCUAAGAACCUGCAUCGGCCUCUGGACUGCGUUCCUUUGUAUCGUCCUGGUGGCCACUGACGCCAGCUCCCUGGUGUGUUACAUCACACGCUUCACAGAAGAAGCCUUCGCCUCCCUCAUCUGCAUCAUCUUCAUCUACGAGGCCUUGGAGAAACUCAUCAACUUGGGGGACUACUACCCAUUCAACAAAAACAACGACCUGGACAGACUCACCUUGUACUCAUGUUCAUGCGUUGAGCCAGCUGACCCCACAAAUGCCACCCUGAAGUACUGGGAGAUCAACAACAUCACUGCCUCAGAAAUCUACUGGGAAGCCAUGGAGGUCAAGGACUGUGUUGACAAGCGAGGGGAGUUCGUGGGCACAGCCUGCGGCCCCAGUGGACCGUACGUGCCAGAUGUCCUCUUCUGGUGUGUCAUUCUCUUCUUCUCCACCGUCUUCAUGUCUGCCUUCCUCAAGGAGUUCAAGUUCAGCACUUAUUUUCCCACCAAGGUGAGAGCCAUCAUCAGUGACUUUGCUGUUUUCAUCACCAUCCUCACAAUGGUGCUGAUCGACUACUCUUUAGGGAUCCCGUCUCCAAAACUCAAGGUCCCCAGUGUGUUUAAACCCACCAGAGAUGACCGCGGCUGGUUCAUCAACCCCCUGGGUCCGAACCCCUGGUGGACGGCGAUCAUCACGGUGAUUCCUGCUCUGCUUUGCACCAUCCUGAUCUUCAUGGACCAGCAGAUCACGGCAGUCAUCAUCAACAGGAAGGAGCACAAGCUCAAGAAAGGCUGCGGGUACCACUUGGAUCUGUUCAUGGUGGGGGUGAUGCUGGGCGUCUGCUCUCUGAUGGGCCUGCCGUGGUUCGUCGCCGCGACCGUCCUGUCAAUCAGCCAUGUCAACAGCCUGAAGCUCGAGUCGGAGUGCUCAGCCCCGGGAGAGCAGCCCAAGUUCCUGGGCAUCCGAGAGCAGCGCUUCACUGGCCUCAUGAUCUUCACCCUCAUGGGCUCCUCGGUCUUCAUGACAUCAGUGCUGAAGUUCAUCCCCAUGCCUGUCCUGUAUGGAGUCUUCCUCUAUAUGGGAGCAUCGUCCCUCAGAGGAAUCCAGUUCUUCGACCGCCUGAGACUGUUUGGGAUGCCGGCCAAGCACCAGCCGGACUUCAUCUAUCUCAGACACGUGCCCCUGAGGAAGGUCCAUCUCUUCACCAUCAUCCAGCUCAGCUGCCUGACCCUCCUGUGGGUCAUCAAAACCUCACGGGCAGCCAUUGUGUUUCCUAUGAUGGUGUUAGCUCUGGUGUUCAUCCGGAAGCUGAUGGACUGCAUCUUCACCAAAAGAGAGCUGAGCUGGCUGGACGACCUCAUGCCAGAAAGCAAGAAGAAGAAGCUUGAAGACGCCGAAGAGGAGGAAGAGCAGAGUAUAAUGGCGGAGGAUGAAGGAGCAGAGCAAGUGCCGUUACAGGGGGGGAUUCCCAUCAUCAACAUCACGGAUGAAAUGUCAAAAGGCUCUUUUGGAAACUCCUGGAACACUCACUGCUAAGAUCUUAAAACGCCGUGAAGUCUUUUGAGCCACUUGAGGGAGCCUAAAGAAGUCCACCCACGGUGACUCAAAGAUCUUGGAAGUCAAAAACAACACUUCACUUCAAGGGUGCUGGAUCAUUUUGCUUUUUAUCUCUGUGUGAUUGUCUCACCCCCGUGAAACACGCAGUCUCUGUAAGUCUGUGGAUGAACACGCACCCCGGCGUGAUAGAGACAUUCUCAUCCUGAAAAGUAUUUUGUGGCGUAUUUGUACUUGUAAAUCGCAGACGUGUAAAGGCAAUUUCUUGCGGAGAGAUUAUUGUAAUAUAUUCUAUAUACUGGGACUUUCAUGUGAAUGUAUUCCUUCGAAUAAAUAUACUAUCAUGUAUACCACACUCAGAUCAGUAUAAAAUACAUUCUUAUAUUCUGCUAGUACAUUUUCUAUCCGGGCAGUCAGAUUAAAAGACCACUUCACACGUGCACUAAAUAUGAAAUACAGAUCAGCUAACUGCUGAUGUUCAUUAGAUUAGACGUCCUUUAUUUCUACACAUGAUUUACAACAACGACAAACAAAUAUGUGACUAAACAAUACUGCGUAUGCAUAACAGAUAUUUAUUCAGUUUUAUAUGUCUAUAUAUCUACAUGCUACAUUUUAUAUUAAAGUUCAUCCUGUUACAUCAUGUUUGCUUUGAAUGUUUGUGCGAAGGGCAGUAAAAUAAAAAUGUG